AUGAAAUUUUUUUAAAUUAAAAGUUAAUAAUAAGUCAAUAAAAAAAGUAAUUUAUAAUCAAAAAUUUGCUCAUUAUAUUUAGAGAAAUAUAAAUAGAUGAUUAUUUUGAUAAGUGCAUUAUUAAAUGUGGUAAAUUCUUUUGUUGGAGAUUAAACAUGUCUUAGCAAAGUUACUCCAAGUACUUGCUAAAAUCUUGGGUAUUGCUAUUGGGAUGGUUCAACUUGUUAGGUGGAAGAUUGUUAUAAAAUUGAUGAAAUAGCAGCAUGUAGAGCAAGUGGAGUUCUACAUUCUCCAAUUAUUUGUAAUGCAUUAGAAUUAGAUGGAUAUUUUUUUUAAAUAUAUGCUAAUGUAUGUAAUGAUCCAAGUGAGGAUUCAAAUGAAUUAGUUCAACAUUACAUUAGAUAUUAAGAACCAAAGAAUGGAUAUGCUGAUAAAAGUUCAGAUGGUGUUACAUUGAACAUAUGGAAUACACUGUUUCCACAAUAUGGAUACAUAAGCUAAAUAUACACAAUUUAAAUAUUAAAGCAAAACAUGGUGCAAUUAGAUUAGACAUUAGAUAUUUAUAUAAAAUACUAAUCGUUAUUGUUAUAUGAUACUAAUUGGACAUAUGAAUAAGAGAAAUCGAUAAGUUAUAUGCUAUAAUAAUUGAGAGUAUUAUGAUAAAUAUAAUAAAAGGAUGACACUACAUUAGUGAAUACAAAUAAGAAACCAAUGAUUACAAAAGUAUGGUAGAUAAUUGAUAAUUUAUUGGAAAGAUUUAGAAUAAUAGGAAAUAAUUAUACAGCAAUAUAUCCUUUAUAUAGUAUAAGCCAGGUCUCUUUAUCAAGAUUGUAAGCUGAAUUAUCGGGAAGGAAACAUCUGGCUGCUUUUAAAUGGAAUCAAUAUUUAUAAAAUGGAUAUGUUUAGAUUUUGGGGUAUGAUAUACAUCAAUUUGGAUUUGUUGGGUAAUUGACUUAAGUAUAUGAAAUAAAUGUAUUUGAUAGUGGACACAACACAUAAAGUUUAACUUAUGGAAUAACUUUUACUUUUCCAUUUGAUGUAACAGCUAUUGCACCAAUUUAUCUUUAUUCUUUCAAUAAAGCAACUCUUUAGGAGACUCAAAUAAGAAUGUUAACAAUAGGACCCACUGAUGAAUGUAGUUAUGAUUCUACAGCAUUAAAAUCUAAAUGCAAUAUUUAUCCAAUUACAGGGAAUACCCAGUAUUUUAUAGGAACAGCAUUAAAUACUUGUUUGAGUAUUCCAAAGAGAUAUUUAUGUAAAUAGCCUCGAUGUUUAUGGACAGGUUCAAGUUGUACAGACAAUCCUCCUUGA
This is a messenger RNA of Paramecium sonneborni, 1311 nucleotides long. The record is from the annotation of a GenBank genome assembly. Lineage: Eukaryota; Ciliophora; Oligohymenophorea; Peniculida; Parameciidae.